AUGCAAAGCGAAAGUAAUUGUGAAUCGGAUAGUGGUAGUGCCGGGAAAAAAGCUCUACGAACACCGAAAUGUGCAAGGUGCCGCAAUCAUGGGGUCAUUUCGUGUCUUAAGGGACACAAACGCUUAUGCCGAUGGCGUGACUGCCGGUGUCCAGGUUGUUUGUUAGUGCUGGAGAGACAAAGAGUCAUGGCUGCUCAGGUGGCGCUUCGUCGUCAGCAGGGUGCGGGAACAACGCGAGGCAGUGAGGCUGCAGCACUAGCCGCUCGCAAGAGAGCGUACCGGGCUCGUUUACGUUGUAUGCAGAUGUCCCGAGCUUACCCUGUACCGCCACCCAAUUAUGUAUUGAAUAACAACAUAUCAUACGGAACUAUGUCCCAAAACUGUCUGCAAAACUUAAGCAAUAUCAGACUUCUAAGCAGCGAUCCAGCAUGGACGGAACGCGUACGAAGGCGGAAGGCGUUCGCAGACGCAGAACUGGAGAAGGAGGUUCCGCAAUCUCUCCCCGGUGUCGGCCCCGCGCUGACCACGCCACCGGCAGCGAUGCUCUGCACUCAUUUACUCGCCGCCCUGCUCACUAACUAUGCACCCUUACCCCCGUCACCGCCGCGACCGAAGAUAUCAUUUUCUAUUGAAUCUAUUAUUGGAGUACAAUAA
This is a messenger RNA of Parnassius apollo (apollo), 654 nucleotides long. The record is from the annotation of a GenBank genome assembly. Lineage: Eukaryota; Metazoa; Arthropoda; Insecta; Lepidoptera; Papilionidae.